GCUUCACUGAGGGGACUAGAGGAAGAGGAGAGGAAGGGAGAGAGAGAGACAGAGAGAAAGAGAGACUGAGAUAGAGAUCCUAUCUCACUCUCCCAGUUGAGAUCUUCAGAGGAUCGCGUCCAGCGUCUCGCAACUGCAGGACAAUGUCUAGUAAAGCGACUUUAGCCUUACUCAUCUAUGGAAUCAUAAUGCAUUACAGCGUCAACUGCUCACCUGUGGGGCUUAGCUUUCCCAGUGUUAGACUUGACAGUGAGGUUUAUGAUGAGGAUGGAAAUUCCUUACCGUCCCUGGAUUAUGACAGAGACCAACUGGAUGUGAGGAGCCCUCCGUCUGUGGCUGACGACGUCUACACUUUGUAUUACCCACCAGAGAAAAGAACGGAAAGGCAUGCAGACGGCAUGUUUAAUAAAGCCUACAGGAAAGCGCUGGGUCAGUUAUCAGCAAGGAAAUAUCUGCAUUCUCUGAUGGCAAAACGUGUAGGCGGGGGGAAAACGCUGGACGACAGCUCAGAGCCCCUGUCCAAGCGACACUCAGACGGGAUCUUCACAGACAGCUACAGCCGCUACCGAAAGCAAAUGGCGGUCAAGAAAUACCUGGCAGCAGUCCUUGGGAAAAGCCUUGAAGACAUAGGUAUUCACCAUAUCCUACAAGACAUAGACUUUGAUGCCCUCCCGGACGGGGAUGAGUUUGAGGCUUUUUUGGGAGAUUGGCUGAAACAGUUCUCUCCCGAAUUUCCGGCUUUGUGACGCAGGAAGCAGUUUGCGGCUGUGGUGCCUUGCAUCGACUUUAAAAUCGCCAUGAAUCACAGAUGGCUAUUUAGUGGCCCUACAAUGCUGCACAUCAUCAGCUUACAUUUCAC
Messenger RNA from Toxotes jaculatrix (banded archerfish), 859 nucleotides. It is a transcript of the gene adcyap1a, whose product is annotated as adenylate cyclase activating polypeptide 1a. The transcript is spliced from 7 exons. Gene Ontology annotation, molecular function: pituitary adenylate cyclase activating polypeptide activity; peptide hormone receptor binding; neuropeptide hormone activity. Lineage: Eukaryota; Metazoa; Chordata; Actinopteri; Toxotidae. The record is from RefSeq and is a predicted model, not a curated record. Bases 144 to 746 code for a protein of 200 amino acids. Gene Ontology annotation, cellular component: extracellular region; neuron projection; perikaryon. Gene Ontology annotation, biological process: adenylate cyclase-activating G protein-coupled receptor signaling pathway; neuropeptide signaling pathway; positive regulation of GTPase activity.